UUGGUUGGAUUUGGAAAUUGGAAUUGGAGGACAUUGGUUGGACCAACCUGUAUGGGAAAACAUUGGACGACGGGUAACCCCUCUGAACAGUCGUUAAAAAACUUGAUUUAUGGGAUUAGAUCGAUAAAUAGGCGCAGAAUUGAGUAACAACAAAGCCUGACACCGAUUCCAAAUGCUAUGGGACUUUCACAACCAUGGUCCACCUUGCCCUUAGCGACUCAAUCACCAGCCGUUUUUCCGCCUUUCAUAUCCAAGGAAUACAUUCAGUGAUACAUUGCCGCCGUUAAAAACAUAUGUGACGCCGCCGUAGCUGAAAAAAGUUCGACUCAGUUGUCUCAUAUUCCACGUGAAACAUUUUUUAAAGUUCACCCAUUUGAGAAACUUCCAAUCGCGUCCUAGUUAGUUAAUUUUUUAUUUAUAAAGUAGUCUUAAAUAUGUCCAAGAAUAAGGGAAAGAACAAGAAGAAUCAAUUCGACGACGAUGAUGAAAUGCAUGAACAACCAGCUGCUCCCAAAAAAUCUCAGAAGAAAGACAAGAAGGGCAAAAAGAGGGGAGAUGAUUCAGAUGAUGAAAUAAAUGAUGACUUGGAAAGUCUUCAGAGCAGUAGUAGUAAAACGCCAUCGCAGCAAGCCCAGCCAACAAACAAGGGUGGAAAGAAGGGCAAGAAAGGUAAAAAGGGCAAAGAUGAUUGGAGUGAUGAUGAUGAGGAAGAAGUUCCACAACCGGUGGCUAGUAAAAAGAAGAACAAAAAACGACAGGAUAGUGAUGAUGAGGAUGCUGAUGAACCCGUAGCAGCUCCAGUCAAAAAGAAUAACAAGAAGGCUGGUAAGAAGGGCAAAAAGGCGGCCGACAGUGAUGAAGAUGAGGAUGAAGAGGCACAAGUAGAUGUGCCUAAACCGGCCAAUAAGAAACAACAGCAGAAAAAGUCCAAGAAGAACAAAAAGAAAGAUGAUUUCUCUGAUGAUGAUGACAAUGAUAUUGAUAUUCUUAAGAAGGCUGCCGAGGAAAAUGAUGACUCUGAUGAAGAAGAGGAAGAACCUGUGAUCAUAGCCAAGCCGGUCAAAAAGUCGAACAAGAAAAAUAAGAAAAGUAAAUUUGAAGUGAGUGAAGAAGAGGAAGAGGAGGAGGAGGAAGAAAAAUUGUCUGAAGAUGAAGAAGAAGAGCCACAGCCAGAACCAGAGCCCGAACCUGAGCCGGUCAAAAAAUCCCCUUCACCUCAAAAGUCUAUUGAAAAGCCCAUUGAAUUAGAAGAAAAAUUGGAAAAUCUUAACAUCGAGGAAAAGAGUGAGGCUGAAGAUAAUGAAGAGAAGGAAUCUACUCCUACUGGCAACGAAGAAACGGCUGGAGACAAAUCCAAGGAAAAGAAGCUUACCCACAAGGAAAAGAAGAAACUAAAGAAACAAGAGGAAUACGAACGUCAAAUGGAAAUGAUGACCAAAAAGGGUGGUUUGGGCCACUCCGAUUUGGAUAGUAACUUCACAAUGUCCCAGGUUCAAAAGACUGCUGGCCAAAAGGCCGCCCUCGAGCAUGCCGUGGACAUAAAAAUUGAAAACUUUACCAUAUCAGCAAAAGGUAAUGACCUCUUUGUUAAUGCCAAUCUGUUGAUUGCCCAUGGUCGUCGUUAUGGUUUGGUGGGCCCUAAUGGUCAUGGUAAGACCACUCUUUUACGUCACAUAGCCACGCGUGCCUUUGCAAUUCCACCCAACAUUGAUGUGUUACUCUGCGAACAGGAAGUUGUAGCCACUGACAAAACUGCCGUUGAAACCAUCCUCGAAGCCGACACAAAACGCCUCAAUCUCUUGAAAAAGAGCAAAGAGCUGGAAGAACAAUUCGCUGCCGGCGAUAUGAGUGUCCAGGAGGAGUUAAAUGACACAUUUGCCGAAUUGAAAGCCAUUGGAGCCUAUUCGGCUGAGGCUCGAGCUAGGCGUAUUUUAGCUGGUCUGGGUUUCAGUGAAGAAAUGCAGAAUCGUGCCACCAAUAAAUUCUCUGGUGGUUGGCGUAUGCGUGUGUCACUGGCUCGUGCUUUGUACUUGGAACCAACUCUUCUCAUGCUUGAUGAACCUACCAAUCAUUUGGAUCUGAAUGCUGUCAUUUGGUUGGACAAUUAUCUGCAAGGCUGGAAGAAAACUCUGUUGAUUGUUUCCCACGACCAGAGUUUCUUGGACAAUGUGUGUAAUGAAAUCAUUCAUCUGGAUCAAAAGAAGUUGCAUUACUACAAGGGCAACUACUCAAUGUUUAAGAAGAUGUACGUCCAGAAACGUCGGGAGAUGAUUAAGGAGUACGAGAAACAAGAAAAGAGAAUAAAGGAACUGAAGGCCCACGGCCAAUCCAAGAAGGCGGCAGAGAAGAAACAAAAGGAAGCGUUGACGCGCAAACAGGAGAAGAAUAAGUCGAAGCAGCAAAGACAGCAGGAAGAUGACAACGGACCAACGGAGUUAUUGGAGAAACCCAAAGAAUAUAUUGUCAAAUUUCGGUUUCCAGAACCAUCGCAGCUGCAACCUCCCAUUCUGGGUUUGCACAAUGUCACCUUCGCCUUUGAGGGUCAGAAACCUUUGUUCGUCAAUACCGAUUUCGGUAUAGACCUUACUAGUCGUGUUGCCAUUGUUGGACCCAACGGUGUGGGAAAAUCCACAUUUUUGAAGCUGUUACUGGGUGAAUUGGAACCCCAAAAGGGUGAACAGAGAAAGAAUCACCGUCUACGUGUAGGACGUUUUGAUCAGCAUUCCGGUGAACAUCUUACUGCUGAAGAAUCUGCUGCGGAAUAUUUGCAACGUCUAUUUAAUUUGCCACAUGAAAAAGCACGGAAAGCAUUGGGUUCCUUCGGCUUAGUAAGCCAUGCCCACACCAUUAAAAUGAAGGAUCUCUCGGGUGGUCAAAAGGCCCGUGUGGCAUUAGCCGAACUGUGUUUGAGUGCCCCAGACGUGUUGAUUCUUGAUGAACCUACAAAUAACUUGGAUAUUGAAUCAAUUGAUGCUUUAGCCGAGGCCAUUAAUGAAUACGAAGGUGGUGUCAUUAUAGUGUCUCACGACGAACGUUUAAUUCGUGAAACCGGCUGUACCCUGUACGUCAUUGAGGAACAGACAAUCAAUGAAAUUGAUGGCGAAUUCGAUGAUUAUCGUAAAGAGGUUUUGGAUGCUCUCGGUGAGGUUGUUAACAAUCCCAGUGUUGUGGCCAAUGCAGCAGUGCUUUAAAAAAGAUCAAUCGUUGUUAGAGGAUAUGCAUUUUUGUGAUUAUUGUAAAGAGAUUUUUAUUUUUGAAAAUUGUCGAAUUUUUUUUUUAACAAUUGAUUAUUGUCCCAAGGAUAGACCAACUGUACAUUUCUUUAAGAGAUCGUGCAAUUGACAAAAACAAUCAAUUGUUAAAUGGCUUCACAGAAAACUAAAAAGAUUUGUUAAUUAUGUAUGUAUGUGUGAAGGAAGUGAGUAUUAAUAAAAUGAAUGCAAGCUGGA
Messenger RNA from Musca domestica (house fly), 3449 nucleotides. Its product is annotated as ATP-binding cassette sub-family F member 1. The record is from RefSeq and is a predicted model, not a curated record. The transcript has 2 exons. Lineage: Eukaryota; Metazoa; Arthropoda; Insecta; Diptera; Muscidae. Gene Ontology annotation, molecular function: ATP binding; ATP hydrolysis activity. The coding region runs from base 435 to 3191 and encodes 918 amino acids.